UCCGCCCGAGAGGAUGAAUUAAUACUAAAGGAGAAAGAGUUCCGGCUCAAAUCUCGAACGCUCGAACAACAACUCGCAACUGCAUCCCAGAAGGAGAGAGAAGCCGCUGCCUUGCUCCAAGAAUGCAAAGAACGGUUGGCAAAAAGCACCCUAAGGCAGCUCGAAGAUUAUUUUACGUGCCCUUUGUGUUUUGAGAUCAUGGCUUGCCCGUAUAGUUUGAACCCACGACAGUGCGGGCAUACCUUCUGCGCCACUUGCAUUCUGAAAUGGUUCUUCUCCCGAUUGCAUCGCGUUUGUGGAAGCUGGCAUGAGCCCGUGGAUUGUCCAAUGUGCAGGAGCGCUUUAUUUUACACCCCCGAUAACGUUCCGCGCCCAGAAUUCUCGUUCCCUUUCACACCCAACAGAGCGGCUGAUAACGCGAUCCACGGCAUGAUCAGCACUUUCUCCAAGGAGGCUGACUCUGGAAAUAUCUCGCCAUCUAGCUCACUUGCUGACUGGGGAGAAGAUGGUCACGCGAGACAAGAAUGGUGUCGAAAAGAAAGAGUUGGACGCCAUGAGAUGACAACUCUCGCUGCAUCGUGGACAAACAUGCAUGGAGAUGAAUUCGUUAACAUCAAAAACAGACUUGAAGUAUUACAUUCAUAG
Molecule: messenger RNA, 645 nt
Organism: Suillus clintonianus
Lineage: Eukaryota; Fungi; Basidiomycota; Agaricomycetes; Boletales; Suillaceae
Exons: 4
Molecular function (GO): ubiquitin protein ligase activity
Source: RefSeq, a predicted model, not a curated record